Molecule: messenger RNA, 2463 nt
Organism: Aureobasidium musti
Lineage: Eukaryota; Fungi; Ascomycota; Dothideomycetes; Dothideales; Saccotheciaceae
Source: the annotation of a GenBank genome assembly
UAUGCGUGGCACCUUGCGAAUGCGACCAUUGUCAACAACAAUUCCGCCGACUGGAUCUGCAGUGCAGAAGCACUUUCUGUGACCACACCUGCUGCCGCAAGCACUUUGCUUGCCGACCUCACCCGCAAAAUCAACACCGACAGAACUUAUCUGGCGAGUCUGUGCGACAAGUUUGGAAACAUAAUCUCGAGCAGAUGGCGAAAGAAAAGCCGCGACAAGCGUGAGGCAUUGUUGCUUCUAGCAGAUCCGACCAUCGAGAAGAAACCAUGGUUCAGAGUCCGAACGGAAACCGAGCAAGUCAAGUCGCUAGCAACACGUAACAGCAGAAGAAGGAGUUGGCUGCUUCCUUACAUGAGCACUGCAGUUAUGAAGGCGAACCCUUCGGUCCUGUUGGGUCUGAUACACCACCGUAUUCAUCNNAUUCAUCAUUCACCAGAAGAAUGGGCAUCGUUUGACAACUACGCGAUCAGACAGGGCUGGGUUACUGGAGAUAUCGGCCUGGAAUACUGCGGCCAAGCCUGCGUUGUAAUGCAUGGCAUCGACUACGGUAAGCUUGUUCCUUGGGAAAAGCAGGCUGCAGAGCGCUGGGAUAUUGUCGGUUAUCCACGAGCUCGAUUGAUCAUCGAGGCGCAAGCCUUGAUGUUUUCUCGACUUCGUUCCAUCGUGGAUCUCAUCUUGGAAGGAAUCGACCGAAACAGCAUAGGCGCCUCUGAUAAGUGGCAAGAUAUGGUUCGCACGGGCUUCAAACAGACCAGCACGAUCGAGCUGUGGUCUGACUACAUCAAUCAGCCAUUCUCCAGUCCUCCAAAAUUCGAUGCUGAUUACUACUGCUCCAUCGCCGAAGCUCGUAUGAGGGCAGCUGAGGACCACUUAUGGUUGUUACAAACAGAACCUUCCUACGUCCGUCGCUUCAUUAAGGUCAUGGCUGCGGGUGAGGUAUACAGGUCCGAGUGGAAGGAUCUCCUGAUUACAGGAGAUAUUUGUGUAGACGUGCUACACUGUCUACGUUGGAAUCACUUGAGCAAAGAAUGGUCCAGCGUCCGAAAUCACUACGGUCGCUUUCGAGACAGUAUCCAUCCAGGCCAACCACUUCCGCGUGGCCUCGAACUAAGUCUUGCUAUUCUGGAACGAGCUCUUGUCGAUGGCAUGGACAAGCUGGCCCAGCACCUCUCAGUCUUCAUCCCACAACGUCCUGGCUUCCAGCAAUACUAUAAGUUCACGAUGCCCAAAAGAGAUAUGGGUCGCACUCCGCAUGAAAUGUGUAUAGACGUCGAAAACAUCAUGGGAUGUACAGAGACGGAGCAAUACUACAGGGAUCCGCUCGAUUGGACUCUGAUGCAGCUCCUAGGCGAGCCAGACACAGAGCUUCGCAUCGAUCACGCCGAGCUUUUCGCUAAACUCGAAGCCCAUCUGGCUGACGCAGAUUAUCGUGAGCGCANNACAGACUGGAUGAGACGCUGUACGCCAGAUUUUCUGAUUUUGCGGCACAACAGACUGGAUGAGACGCUGUACGCCAGAUUUUCUGAUUUUGCGGCACAACACGAAAUGUUCUCUGCUGUCAGAAUGCACCGUCCUGCAUAUUCUCGACGUGAACCAGACGAUAUUGAGAGGAUGCUCAAGGACAAUUCGACUCCGUUCACCAGGAGCCUGACUUCUCGCGAUUCUGGUCCUGAGGUUGGAUCGUGUGCACUCCCAUCGCGAUUCUUCAAGAUUUUCGACAAAUUAGAGCCUGCAGUCGGCCGCAAGGAUAAAGCAUGGCUCGACCGCAGAGUUGAAGAACGCAAAGCUCUCACCAACUUUUGGGAACAGGUAGGUAAAUCUAUACGCGAGUCGUUGGGUUACACGCGUAUGAAGCAGGAAGAGAUCGACUACACUGUCUCGCUGAUUUCUGUUUCGACCAGCAAGGAGUACCUUGAGAUGGUCGAGAUAGAGCGAGCAGAGGUAUUGGAUCUUAUCGCGGCAGCAGCUCGGUCCAAAGAAGCCACAAGCACUGCGACUCCAACGGACACUUUUUGGGAGACGGGUCCAGAUAUGUCGAAACUCGCCAUCAAUGAACAAGCACCAAAAACGAAGACACGCCCUUCUCAGCCAACCAACAGAUUGCCUGGUGAAUCAGACUCUUCGAAACUUGCGACCAAGGCAGACAUUGAGCCGCACAGCACACUUCAGAUCUCCACAACCCCGCGCGCACUUGAGGUCAUCAGGAAGAUGUUCCCCAGUUCUGCAGAAGAAACCUCAGCCAAGGACACCGAUUGGGACCAUUUCGUCCACGCAAUGAACGAUCUUGCUUUCAGUGCUCGUAAUGUCGGUGGCUCGGCCGUCGCCUUCGAGCACGCCUCCAACAAGAAGAUCAUCUUCCACCGUCCCCAUCCUGUUGCCAAGAUUGACAGCAUCAUGCUGCAAUCCAUGGGCAAGAGACUCAAGAAGCACUUUGACUGGAGCAGAGAAGCUUUCAUCGGAGUC